AUGGGCUUGUUACAACGCAAUAACCCCGGGACGACUCUUGAUACGGAGACUGCUUUCUUUUCUGGGUCGGGAUUCAAACUCGAUGCGUACGAGGCCCCACCCCUUGACCGAAGAACGCUUCCGGGAAUCCCAAAUAAUGAGUAUCGUGAUAUCUCACUACUACAGGAGGUGACAUACACCCAGGAAGAUCUCCUCCUCAACGCCUUGUACAUGUUUCUUAUCUUGGUGUGUUCAGCUAUCGUUGUCGGCGGACUCUCUUUCGGGAUUUCCGAGUACGCGUAUAUGCUCAUGAACAAGUCGAAAUCCACCACAAGUGCCAAGCUUCGGGCAGAUAAUACAUGGAGUAUUGGGUCGGCGGUGUCCGACAAAGCCCAGUUGAACACUAACAACGGUAUCUCAAAGCUCGGGGAGCACGCGUAUCCCACUGUAAACCAUCGUCCAGAGAAGGUUACACCGCCGUGCCCUAUAAUUCUCAACCAACCAGACGGAGCGUCACGAAAUGGGGCCAUAGAUAUCAUCGAGACCAGCCCCCCGUUCAACGAUUGCUACUCGAUAGUGCAGCUCAUGGACAGCGAAGAGGUACACGUAAACCGCCGAUACAAGAUGAAGGAAUUAGUGGAACUCGAGCCGGAGGGGCCCCAGCUCCACUACAAGAACAUUGGGGGAGGUUUAGAGCAGAUUCCCGUGGAGGAGGCGCUCCGAGUAACGACAGCCUUCCCGCUCACGCGUUUUUCAUCGCCCUGGCACGCGGAAAAGACCAUCUCGGAGGUGCGAAUGGUGUUGAUGAACAGCAAAGUGCCGGCAAUUGCGCCCCAUGACUGCAUCACCAAGAAGAUAUACUUGACGCAGCUUAUCAGCAUCGGGGUCUCCAACACGCUCUUCGACAACGCCAAUGUGUUUGUGGCAUCCUACAGCGAUCUCAUCGAACACAUCGUGGACACGGGAGCCGUAUUUGACCUCUUGGAAGAGGCCAAGUCACAGGUGGCGGUUUCUCUCGUGGAGGUGAUUCUCCAGUACUGUUGGGCCCACUGGAACUUCCGGGCCGCUCUGCCGGCUUGCCAGCGUAUUGUCACGGAAUUCGAGCAGCAGAAACAGAGCGGACCGUUUGUACAGCCCGCCAGUGCCAUUCUUCGCUUCUUGUGCAACCUCGAGUUGGGCUUGUACUCCGGCACGCGGUUAGAGGUGGGGACGCUUGAGGUGUGCGAGUCCAAAAUCGUAGCCGUGUGCCGCGAGAUCUGCCAGCGUGCGCGGUGCAACGAUUAUCUCAGCUUUAUGCCGAUGAUAGCGCAGGCGGUAGACAUCUGUGAGCGUAAAGCGUCGAAGCUUCUAUUUUACGAAUUACUCGAGACAGUGGUACGCCUGCACUGCGACUGCUGCAUGCUGGACUACGUGGGUGAGGACAAGACAGACCUAAAGGCGUUGAUUCAACACGGCUUGUGGGUCAAGAACGACCCGGAAAUAUGUAAAAAGGCGGAGCAGAUCCAUUGCUUCUUAGUCCAGAAGUAUCCACAGACAAUGAAGUGGUGGAAGGAAGUGGAAGGUGGCCGGCUCUUUGCGGCAUCUGCGUGUCCCGAAGCCACAACUAACCCCAAAAAGCCAAAGGCGCUCACACCGGGCUCGUGGAACUCAGCCCCGGGAAAAUCAGAGGGAGAGGAGUCCGAAGAGAAGUUGAAACCAGAGAUGAAGCGUUCCCCGAGUAUCCGCAAUUUUGCCAACUACACCAAAAAGCACGACAAGGAGAACCACGAGAUGGUGGUACCAGGGGCGUUCAAACCCAAGCGAGGGUGA
Molecule: messenger RNA, 1788 nt
Organism: Babjeviella inositovora NRRL Y-12698
Lineage: Eukaryota; Fungi; Ascomycota; Pichiomycetes; Serinales
Exons: 1
Coding region: 1-1788 (595 amino acids)
Source: RefSeq, a predicted model, not a curated record